Molecule: messenger RNA, 1623 nt
Organism: Guillardia theta CCMP2712
Lineage: Eukaryota; Cryptophyceae; Pyrenomonadales; Geminigeraceae
Exons: 13
Coding region: 1-1623 (540 amino acids)
Molecular function (GO): protein binding
Source: RefSeq, a predicted model, not a curated record
AUGACCAAAGGAGAUGGGCAUGACAGCUUGACAAAAGACAUGUCCGUUCCGCCCUCCAAACCUCUGCCGCGGGUCCCGAGCUCCCCAAGAUCAGUGGGCUCGACGAGCCAGACGUCGGCGGGGAGGAGCAAGGAGUACAAGUCUCUGAUGCUCAAGAGAUCGGACGGGCCUCCGGGGAGCAAGUGCGGCAUCGGGAUCACGUUCUGGAAGACGUACCCGGUCGGCCCCUUCACCAUCGCAGCCCUAAAGGAGCACGGCCCUGCUGCUGCCUCCUGCCUAGUCCAUCCUGGCGACCUUCUGCAUGCUGUGGACCAGAUCUCCGUCUACGAGAAAGUUCCGGACGAGGUGACGCAGAUGAUUAUUGGAGAGCCCAAGUCCACUGUGGAGUUGCUCAUCUCUUGCAGCCACGGGACAGCAGACACACCGCAGGAGGAGCAGGGGCCAGGAUACAACGUGGCCGCAGAGAUCACUGGGAUGAACCGUGAGUACAUGAGCCCGAGGAGCGUGGAGUCGAAGCUGAGGAAAGAUCGCGCGAGCCCAAGGAGAGAGGAGGAGAGAAGGGAGGACGACUUCUCGCCAUGGAGCAGCAGGGAACAUCUUGAGAAGGAAGAGGAGGCGAUUGAGGUGUUCAAGGAGAAGCUGGACCAGGUGUUCAAGGAGCUGGAGAAGGAGAGGAGGAGAAUAGAUGAGCUCAACAAGGAGAGGAACGCCAGCAUGGCUAAGAUCCAGGCUCAGGCGGCAGCGAUCAGGGGCCUCAAAGGAGACAAGGAGAUGCUGACGGCGAGGGUGGAGCGGCUGCAGGCAGACCUGAGGGACCAGGAGGUCAUGACGACUAAGUUGAAGGAUGUUGAGAUGCAUCUGGAGGGGUCGAAGAAGAAGUCGGCAGACUUGACGAGGAAGCUGGAAGAGGCGGAGAAGAAGCUCUUGUCGAUGCAGAGUCAGUCCGGUCAAGCGAGGGAUGUGCAGAGACAGCUGGAUCAAGUCAUGCUGGAGAAGCGACAGCUGGAAGAGAGCAUGCUGAAGAUGCAGCAGGGCGAGAAGAUGCUGCUCGAGUCAUCCCGCCAGGCGAUAGAGGAAUUGAGCAAGCAGCACAGCCGAGACACGAGAGAUGCCAACGACAAGGUUCAAAACCUUCAAGACGAGCUCAAAGUUGUUCGACGGAUCGCAACCCUGAGGGCGAUGAGGAUCGCGAUUUUACAGCAGCAGCUAGAGGAGCUGACGUCCAAAAGCAACCCAGAGAACGUGAGGGCAAAGGAGGACAAGAUCGCGCAGCUGGAGGAAAGCAUCAGCAACAUCCGCGAUGAGAAGAGGAGCGAGCAGGAGAGGCUGAAUACCUCGCUGCAGCAAGCGAACUCGAAGCUGGCAAGAUUGCAACUUGAAAAUCGAAGACUCCACCGAUUGUUGGAGAAGCGACUGGACAUGGAGGAGAACAGCGAUGAAUCCUCCAAAAAAGAUUCUAAAACAACCAGUUCCUCCAAGUCGCGGGGAGAGGUCAGGCCUGAGCCCCAACCAACACCACCGCCACCGGCCCUGGACAUGACGAGGAGGAGCCUUGACGGCUCCUCCAACAACCACAAGUCAAGCUCGACCAAGAAGUGGUCGCAGGUCAAGAAACGAGCCUGA